Messenger RNA from Elephantulus edwardii (Cape elephant shrew), 5045 nucleotides. RefSeq names its product collagen, type IV, alpha 6 (gene COL4A6). The record is from RefSeq and is a predicted model, not a curated record. The coding region runs from base 1 to 4980 and encodes 1659 amino acids. Gene Ontology annotation, cellular component: collagen trimer; basement membrane. The transcript is spliced from 43 exons. NCBI's taxonomy places the organism in Eukaryota, Metazoa, Chordata, Mammalia, Macroscelidea, Macroscelididae. Gene Ontology annotation, molecular function: extracellular matrix structural constituent.
AUGACAUCUGCCAUUGGCAAGCAUGGUAACAUCCAGGCACUGGUAGCCGACUGCCAGGGACAACCUGGACCUAUUGGAAUUCAAGGACCACCAGGUCCUCAAGGAUUUGCUGGCCCUGGUGGUUUAUCAGGAUUGAAAGGAGAAAGGGGCUCCCCAGGUUCAUUGGGACCAUAUGGACCAAAAGGAGAUAAAGGUCCCAUGGGAGUUCCUGGCUUUCUUGGUACCAAUGGGAUUCCAGGCCACCCUGGACAGCCAGGACCCAGAGGCCCACCUGGUCUGGAUGGCUGUAAUGGAACUCAAGGACCAAUAGGAUUUCCGGGCCCUGAUGGCUACCCUGGGCUUCUUGGACCGCCUGGUAUUCCUGGACAGAAGGGCACAAAAGGUGAUGCAGUCGUUGCUCAAGGUUUUCUUAAAGGAAUGAAGGGGGAUCCUGGACUGCCAGGACUGGAUGGAAGUGCUGGUCCACAAGGAGCACCCGGAUCUCCAGGAACUGCAGGCCCUGUAGGACCCCCAGGAUUACAGGGUCCUCCCGGUCCCCCUGGUUACCCUGGCCCUGAUGGAAACAUGGGGUUAGGUUUCCAAGGCGAAAAAGGAGUCAAGGGUGAUGUAGGUCUCCCUGGACCUGCAGGACCACCACCAUCAACAGGGGAGCUAGAAUUUAUGGGAUUUCCAAAAGGACAAAAAGGCUCUAAGGGUGAACCAGGGCUUCCAGGUCUCCAAGGCUCAAGUGGUUCUCCAGGCCUACCGGGAUUUGAAACUCCUGGAGAAAGGGGAGAAAAGGGAAUUCCUGGUGUGCCAGGACCUCGGGGUCCUAUGGGCUCAGAAGGCCAGUGGGGCCCUCCUGGGAAUCAGGGCAGAAAGGGUGCACCAGGUUUCCCUGGGAUUCAUGGAUUGCCAGGAAUUAAGGGUAGCAAAGGUGCCAGUGGCCUUCCAGGCCCAAAUUUUGCCAUUGAUACAGAUGGUGCUGUGAUCUCAGGUUAUCCUGGAGACCCAGGUCUACCAGGCUUACCUGGAUUUAAAGGAGAGGAAGGCACCCGUGGCCCACCUGGCCCUUCUGGCAUCCCUGGUCUCCCAGCAAUUUCAACAGGUGCCACAGGCCUUCCAGGCCCUCAGGGUAUUCCAGGCCGGAAGGGAGACCAAGGGAACCCAGGUCAAACUACACUUGGAUCAACCGGACUCCCUGGGAGAAUUGGUUUACCAGGUAUACCAGGACUGCCAGGUCCACCUGGCCCAGCAUUAAAGGUUAUAUCACAAAAGAACACAGAACCAGGAUUCCCAGGCCUCCGGGGAGAACGAGGAUCCCCAGGAGCUCCAGGCCUUAAAGGAGCAAAAGGGGACGCAGGUCUUUGUUUUUGUGAUGGUGGUAUCUCUAACACCGGACCACCUGGAGAACCAGGCCUGCCUGGGUCACCAGGUCGUAUGGGUCUUCCUGGGAUCAAAGGGAUUCGUGGAGAUGCAGGCUCUGAGGGGACCCAAGGUCCAGCUGGGAAUCCUGGUUUGUUUGGACCUCCAGGUCCUACAGGCCCCAAAGGAGAGAAGGGGGAUCCCACCCUCAGUCCAAGAUCUGGGGUGCCAGGGGAACAGGGUGAUCAUGGCCCUCGGGGCCACCCAGGGGAGGCAGGAGUCCCAGGAAAGGAUGGAGCUCCAGGUUUACCAGGUCUGCCAGGUCCUCCGGGUGAUGCUGUACAAGGAUUUGCUGGAGAAAAAGGAUUCCCAGGAUUUCCUGGUAAUAAAGGUCAUCAUGGCCCACCUGGCUUUCCAGGAAUCGGGCUUCCAGGAUCUCCCGGACGUCGUGGGCUUCCUGGAGAUCGAGGAGUAGACGGGUUACCUGGACAACAAGGUCUUCCUGGGCUCCCUGGAAUUACGUUGCCUUGUAAUAUUACCGGAUCAUAUGGUCCAUCAGGGCUCCCCGGAACAUCUGGAGCACCAGGUCCAAAAGGACCCCGUGGCUACCCUGGUCCCCCAGGUCAGCCUGGUCAGCGGGGUGUUAAGGGAGAGCCUGGAAAUAGUGGAUUUGUUCAUCUUCCUGAACUGCCAGGAUUUCCUGGACCUCGUGGGGAGAAGGGCUUGCCUGGUUUUUCCGGGCUCCCUGGAAAAGAUGGCUUGCCCGGAAAGGCUGGGAAUCCAGGCUCAACAGGCCCCAAGGGAGCCCCUGGUGACAUCUUUGGUGCUGGAAAUGGUGCUCCAGGGGAUCAAGGCCUUCAGGGACUGCCAGGGGACAGAGGAUCUCCUGGAGACUCUGGCCUUCCAGGACCUAAGGGUUUGACUGGAAAACCUGGGCUGUUAGGUACCAAAGGAGAGAGAGGCAGUUCUGGCCCACAAGGACACAUGGGUCCAUCAGGCCCCCCAGGGCAUAGUGGUUUGCCUGGCAUAAAGGGAAAAUCUGGUCCUCCUGGAGAAAUAGGCUUACCUGGAAUAACAGGACAUGCUGGAAUGAAGGGCUCAAGAGGUGAGGCAGGUCACCCUGCAUCAACUGGAAAGAGAGGUUUGCCUGGACUCAAAGGCCUUCCUGGAUCCCCAGGGCUAAAAGGCUUCAUGGGAAAUUCAGGUUUACCAGGGAGCACAGGGCUACGAGGCCUCCCAGGCCCAAACGGAGAGAAGGGCUCCAGUGGACUGAUUGGUUUUCCAGGGAUACCGGGUCUCCCUGGUAUGACUGGUGCAAGUGGAUUAAAGGGAUCCCCAGGGUCAUCAGGUCAAACUGGGAUAUCUGGGCCUACAGGUAUCCCUGGAAAAAAAGGAGACAGAGGUGACCCAGGACCAGUUGGGACAUCCAGCCCGAGACCUCCAACACUUAGUGUUUGGUUUAAAGGAGAAAAAGGCUCCCAAGGCUCAGCUGGUUCAGAUGGAUUUCCUGGGCCCAGAGGUCACAAAGGACAGGCUGGCUAUCCGGGGUUACCAGGCCUCCCUGGAGCUACUGGAGAGCCUAAUAAUAUCAGAGGACUUACUGGAAGACCAGGACUUCCUGGUUCCCUGGGCCCACAGGGCUUGCCUGGCAUAAAGGGGAACACUGGGAUCACAGGCUUCCCGGGAAUGCCUGGAGAGAUGGGCACACAGGGUCUUGAUGGGGCCCCUGGGCUUCCAGGAAUUGCUGGUCUCCCUGGUUUGAAAGGAGACCUAGGCCAAACACUUGAAAUUCGUGGUAGCCCUGGACUGAAGGGACAACCUGGGGAUUCUGGACUUGAAGGUGUCAAAGGACACGAUGGUCCCGUUGGUGAUGUGGGUUUACCAGGAAGCAAAGGUGAAAAUGGAAAAGAUGGAAUCUCUGGAAACACUGGCCUGCCUGGCUCUCCAGGACUUCCUGGGAUUGCAGGACCAAGAGGACAUCAGGGAUUUCCAGGUUCUCCUGGUCGUCAAGGUGCAAUUGGACCCCUCGGACACCCUGGCCUAGUAGGACCUAAAGGCCUCCCUGGAUACCCCGGCUUAAAUGGCUUAAAUGGACUUCCAGGGACCAAAGGUGCCCGUGGUACUACAGGAUCAAGUAUAACUGGUGUGCCUGGACCUGCCGGACUGCCUGGACCCAAAGGAGAGCAAGGUCCUCCAGGCACUGGUAUUGGAGAACCAGGAAAAUCAGGAGUGAGGGGACCAAAAGGUGGCCGAGGUUUCCCUGGUCUCCAAGGCCCUGCUGGCCUCCCCGGUGCCCCAGGCAUCUCCUUGCCCUCAGCCAUAGCAGGACAGCCUGGUGACCCCGGGCGACCAGGCCUAGAUGGAGAACGAGGCCGCCCAGGGCCUCCUGGACCCCCAGGUCCCACUGGGCCAUCCUCAGAUCAAGGUGACUCUGGAGCCCCUGGCUUCCCUGGAAUUCCUGGUCCUCAAGGGCUUAAGGGAGAUCAAGGAAUCCCAGGCUUCUCUGGCCUGCCUGGAGAGCUAGGAAUGAAAGGCAUGAGAGGUGAGCCUGGCUUCAUGGGGACUCCAGGCAAGGUUGGGCCACAUGGAGACCCAGGACUUCCCGGGAUGAAAGGAAAGGCAGGGCCAAGAGGGUUUUCUGGCCCCCGAGGUGUUCCUGGACAAACACCAGUCACAGAAGCCAUCCAGGCUCCUUCGGGACCUCUGGGUCUCCCAGGCAUUGAUGGCAUCCCUGGCCUUGUGGGGGACCCUGGGGUUCAAGGCCCUGUAGGACAACAAGGUUCAAAAGGUUUACCUGGCAUCUCUGGCAAAGACGGUCCCAGCGGGCUCCCAGGCCCACCUGGAAUUCCUGGCGAUCCUGGUGUCCCUGGACUGCAAGGUCCUCCCGGAUUUGAAGGAGCUCCAGGGAAGCAGGGCCCCUUUGGGAGGCCUGGGAUGCCUGGCCAGAGCGUGAAUGUGGGCUACACCUUGGUGAAGCACAGCCAAUCAGAGCAAGUGCCCCUGUGCCCCAUCGGGAUGAAACAGCUAUGGGUGGGUUACAGCUUGCUGUUUGUGGAGGGGCAGGAGAAAGCCCACAACCAGGACCUGGGGUUUGCUGGCUCCUGCCUGCCCCGUUUCAGCACCAUGCCCUUCAUCUACUGCAAUAUCAAUGAGGUGUGCCAUUAUGCCAGACGCAAUGACAAGUCCUACUGGCUCUCUACUACCGCUCCUAUUCCCAUGAUGCCUGUUGCCCAGGGCCAGAUUCCCCAGUACAUCAGCCGCUGCUCAGUGUGUGAGGCGCCUUCACAAGCCAUUGCCGUGCAUAGCCAGGACAUCACCAUUCCGCAGUGUCCACUGGGCUGGCGGAGCCUCUGGAUCGGAUAUUCUUUCCUCAUGCACACUGCCGCCGGGGCGGAGGGCGGAGGCCAGUCCCUGGUCUCACCUGGCUCUUGCCUAGAGGACUUUCGGGCCACUCCUUUCAUCGAGUGCAGUGGUGCCCGGGGCACCUGUCACUACUUUGCCAACAAGUACAGCUUCUGGCUGUCGACAGUGGAGAAGAGGCAGCACUUUGGGGCGGAGCCGGUGUCUGAGACACUGAAAGCCGGCCAGCUCCAUACUCGGGUCAGCCGCUGUCAGGUGUGUAUGAAAAGUCUGUAAGGUGGCACCUGCCGCCCUGCACCCUGUCCUCCCCUCUGCUUCACACCUCCCAAACCAGAAUGGUC